AUGGAUGAAGAUUAUGAAGAUUAUUCUACCGAAAUUUUAGAGGAGACAAUAAAAGAACUUGAUAACUCGACCUUAGCACUUGGAGGUUUCGAACAAGUUGGCGAUAAAAAGAUUUAUAAACCAGGAAUUCAAUAUUUAGGUAAUUGCCUUAAAGAUCUUAAGCAAUAUAUAAGAAAUUCAGGUGAUCUCAAAAAUGAUAUUCUUUUAGAACUUGGACAUUUAAACACUCUUCGGAAAGAUUUAAUUCCGAUAUUUCUUUUAAAUUGUGAUGACGUUAAUAAUCAAAAAAAGUUACUCAGGACACAAAUUUGCAUUGAUCCGAUUGGAUUAAAAAGUGACGUUUUUGAAGAAACGGUCGAAUACAGGGAUACAUUCGCAAAGAUGACAAAAAUUAGAAAUUUUCAAGUUGAUUAUAAAUUGGCAUUUAUAGAAAAUCCCAAAGUAAUUGAAUCCCUUGCUGUUAUCUUGGUAACAUUUUUAAGUCAAAAUGAUGACAAAGAAAAGAAAGCAAAUAACAUUAAUAUUUAUGAUUUAAUAAUGAUAUUGAAGAGUGAAGAGGUCCAAAUACUUCAACUUCUUGUUAUUCUGAUGUCAGAGAAAGAUGAAAUUCAUUUAAAUACAAUUGUUCUUGAAAUAUUUUAUCAUAUUUUUUUAAGUUCCGACGCAAAAGAUUUGUUUAAUAAUCCUAAAUUGUUACUUGAGCAAGAGAAUAGAAAGAAAGCUGAAAGUCUCAAAAAUCAUUCACAAUUUUCCGGAGCUGUGUGGAUAGAAAUGCCUAAUGGAGAAGAACGUAUUCUUCAUAAGCGAGAAGCAUUUUGUGGAAAAUUAUUUAAAGCAUUGAAUUCCAAUAAAAGUAAAAAAGUUUCUAAACAAAAACCUCAGGAUGGAUUUGAUAAUAGAAAAUUAUCAAAUCUUACAUAUAAAAAAGAUGUUAGUUGUUUACUUGAAGUGGCAAUUAAUAUAUUGAAAAAUGGAUUUAAUGAUUUGAUGGUAACAAUUUUGAAAGGUUUAGAACAUGGUAGAAUUGAUCGACCAGAACCAAUUGAGUAUGAUUUUAAUGAAAUUGUAGAACUUUUAACUACUAGAGCUUUUUCAUUGGUGAUAAGAAUUAUGAGAAUGCUUAAAGAAAAGAAGAUGUGGCUUGAACUUCAUUUCGGAAUAGAAUGUUUCAAACAAAUGUUGUUUUCGUUGAAUAUGCUUUCUGCUUCAUCAGAUGAAAAUGAUAGAGAUAUAGCAUACGAUAUUCAAGAUGAUCUUUAUUAUGAAAAACUGAAUCUAGAUUUUGUAUUUGAAUUGGCAAAGGAUUAUAAAGAUCAAUCAUUUGGAUAUUAUGAAAGUGUGGUUGGAUUAGUUGACGUUCUAAUGGAUAUGUUGGAAUCAUAUUCCAAAAAAUCCAAAGAUGAAGAAGCAUAUGGUGAUGAAAGAUUUGAUUUUAGAGAGUUUGAAGAAAACUUCUCAACUGAUUCAGUCAUUACUCAUUAUAUUGAUUUAUUAGAAGAAAUUUAUAAGGAUGAAACAAAAUCAACAAUUAUAAUUCAAAUUUUAAAGUUAUUUAAUCGUAUUUGUUCAUAUGAGCAAUCUUAUUUCUUAUUCUUUAGGGUAAAAUUUAUAAAAUUAUUAUAUUGCUCAGAAGAAUAUUAUAGGAAUGUAGAAUCGUAA
This is a messenger RNA of Entrophospora sp. SA101, 1659 nucleotides long. Lineage: Eukaryota; Fungi; Glomeromycota; Glomeromycetes; Entrophosporales; Entrophosporaceae. The record is from the annotation of a GenBank genome assembly.